CAGAGCGUUGGCAGGACAUGAUGUCUAUCGGGCGAGAUUUCCUGGAACUCAAGCAUACGCAAGAAGGCAUUGUCUGAGGAGAAUGCCUUCUAUGCUGACUGUCUUGUUGGGUGGCCGGCUGUAGGCGCCCACGAACUGCUCAGGACAACGCUCGUGCGCGAGCUGGACCGCUCUCUCAUCGCCAACAAGACGCAUGUGAAGGAACGCAAGGCCGGUGGUCGCAAUGCCCGUCUCCUACUAAAUAAAGGACUGUGCGUCGGGAUCGGAUCCUUGCUCCACGUUUUGAACACAACCAGCUUCGUCUCAGGUAAGCAGACGCCUAAAAUUUGAUGACAGGCGUGCCAUUUCAUUAAGCUCAGCCCACCGCACCCCUACCGGCUCUCCACUCUAUUCUCCGGACUUCUGACUUCACCAAGCAAUCUGUUUCUACUUUCGAUCACUCGGCUAUGCCGUGUCACUCAGGGAACUGCCCAUUUGCGUACCUGCGGUCAUCCUCGCCGCGAUGCCCUUGGAUGCCGUACCUCAUCAUCUGCAUGCGGCAUGCCUCGCUGCGGCCGAGUGAUCAUGUCCGAUAAAACUGAUGCCCACCCCGGCCCUGCCCACCUGAGACCUACGCUGGACGUACAUCUCUGUCUCUGUGGACUUCUUUGAAGAGAUUCCACUAUCCAUCGAGUCGACAUCUGGACCACCUCCACACUGGGAAGGAUACCAUCAUGGCUCAAGUCAAGUCGCCGGCUGAGCACAUGCUCGCCAGCGCUACUGGAUCGUCCUCGCAGGUCAAUGUCAUAGAUCCUCUCACCGGAACAACAGCUGCGACGUCGGUUUUUCAGCAGCCGAAAUUCGUCUUCAUCUUCUUGCUCGUCAUCUCUUUGGUCAUUGCCAGAGUAUUCAACAGCAAGAACAGACUCCCCGCUGGAGUGAAGCCACUUCCGCGACUACCAGGUCUACCAUACGCCGGCCGCUUUUGGGAUGUUCCAGGACCAGGUAUCGAAGCAGCAUGGCACUUUGGCGGUCUCCACAAGCAAUAUGGCCCAAUCUACGAGUGGAAGGUGAUGGGAGUCAUUCACAUCUGGAUCGAAUCCGACAAGAUUGCCAGAGAUCUUUUCGUCACACGCCAGAAGAACUACUGUGAUCGCAACGAACUUCCAGCCGCGAUCGGCGUGCGCGAGGGUGCUGAGAUUCUGCCACUGAUGGGUUACGGCGAGAAGUUCCGAAGAUAUAAGAACUUCAUGCAUCUCAUCAUGAGGCAUGCUACUCCAAAGACGUUCUACAAUUGGCCCAGCCAAGAGAACAAGAGAACGCUUCGAAGAGUGCUGCAAGAGCCAGAACGCUGGUCGGAACAUAUGCUUGUGCACUGCGCGCGGACCAUUGCCGGUGUCGCCUGGGCUGACCCUCAGCACGGAAGCAAGUUGCUGAAGAUCAUCCCUGUGAUUCUCAAGGCCGUGUCUCCAGCCGGGCCUGUGAUCAACAAGCUGACUUUCCUGGCCAACCUGCCCGAGUCUGUUUCUCCUUGGAAGAAGGCGGAGUCAGAGCGUAGGCAGGAGAUGACAGACGCUUUUGUCGAGGCCUUGAAAGAUGUAGAAAGGAGGACCAACGAGGGCAACUGUGAGGACUGCUGGAGUAAGCUCUGGACGACCAAGGAGAAGGGUACAGAGCAUCUGGACGACUACGAAGCAGCACACGCCAUUGGAUCCUCAUCAUUCGUCGCCAUCGCCACUGUUGGAGGACCACUUCACGCAUUCUUUACGGCAAUGUGCCACUACCCAUCCUGGCAAGGGAAGGUCGUCGAAGAGAUCGACCGCGUCUGCGGCAACCGCCCACCUGAGAUGUCUGAUAUGCCAAAUCUCCCGCGCCUGCGAGCAACUGUCAAGGAAAUCGUCCGAUGGCGACAAGCCACGCCUCUUGGUGUCCCUCACGUUGUGAUGGAAGACGAUGUUUACGAAGGCUACCACAUCCCCAAGGGCGCGAUUUGCCACGCAAACCACUACCUCAUCUCCCGCGAAGAAUCCGUCUACCCCUCCGGCAACGAAUUCAUCCCCGAACGCUGGCUCGACCCCUCCUAUCCAACCUAUAAAGAACCCCUAACCGAAUUUCCCAACCUCAACGGCGACCGCGGCUUCGGCUACGGCAACCGUUCCUGCCCCGGCGUCGACCUCACCCAAUGCGAACUCCUCGGAUUGAUCGGCCACCUCAUCUGGGCCUUCGAAAUCAAACGACCAGAGGGCAAACACGCCGCAGAGAACCCUGUACCUUGGUACGAGACUGCUCCUUGGGUCAUCACGAUGAGUAAGCCAUUUAAAUGUGAUGUUAAGGUGAGGAGUGAGGAGAAGAGAAGGUGGAUUGAAGAGUUUGCGCCUGAGGGUGGGCAGUUGAUUAAGGAUUCGGAGAAGGAGAGGACGAGUCGGUGGGAUGUUGUGAGGAAGCCGGGGCAGGAACAUUUUAAUUGGGAUGGGUUGACGGAUUUGGCUACGGGGCAUGAGGGGAAGGUUUAUGCUCCUGGUGUUUAGAGAUGAGAUAAAGUGAUACAGGAAUCUUUAUGUAAUGACCUAUGCUGGUGUUGUUGUGUGUACUGGUAAUGAUCCGGAGUUGAUCCGGGCCUGUCAGCGCUUGUUUGUGGUCUGCAAAUUUCUUUUUGGAGCGUUGGUGGGUGGGCAUUGGGCUAGGGGUUGCAGGGGAUGAAGCGCGGA
This is a messenger RNA of Cercospora beticola, 2687 nucleotides long. RefSeq lists its product as uncharacterized. Gene Ontology annotation, molecular function: heme binding; iron ion binding; monooxygenase activity. The record is from RefSeq and is a predicted model, not a curated record. Lineage: Eukaryota; Fungi; Ascomycota; Dothideomycetes; Mycosphaerellales; Mycosphaerellaceae.